Messenger RNA from Grammomys surdaster, 3520 nucleotides. RefSeq names its product zinc finger protein 235. NCBI's taxonomy places the organism in Eukaryota, Metazoa, Chordata, Mammalia, Rodentia, Muridae. Gene Ontology annotation, molecular function: DNA-binding transcription repressor activity, RNA polymerase II-specific. Gene Ontology annotation, biological process: negative regulation of transcription by RNA polymerase II. The record is from RefSeq and is a predicted model, not a curated record. Bases 321 to 2258 code for a protein of 645 amino acids. The transcript is spliced from 4 exons.
UUCCUGUGAGGUGAAAACCUGCAGAGUGGUGUGGCGCUUCGUUUGUGCCAGUGCUCCUGAUGUAUCCCCUCAGUGGCCGUCUGCGGCCUGGGAGAAGCAGAGCAUCCAGGUCUUCUCUGCAUCCGGGCCCUCUCUAGCUGGGCUCUGUCUGAGGCGGGGCUACCGUACGCGGACCCAUCUCAGCAGCUUGCAGAGCCCCGGGGAGAGUCUAGCUUCCCAGGGGAGCCUGGCGGAGGAGCUGUGAUGACAAAUGGCCAGUGUCCUGAAUCCUUAAGUGCUUGCUUCCCAGAGCCCUGCCUUGUCUCAAAGAGAAGAGAACAAUGACCAAGUUACAGGAGGCAGUGACGUUCAGGGAUGUGGCCGUGUUCUUCAGUGAGGAGGAGCUGAGGCUGCUGGACCCCGCCCAGAGGAAGCUGUACCACGAUGUGAUGCUGGAGAACUUCAGGAACCUCCUGGCAGUGGGAUGCCAGAGUCGAAAUAAGAUGGCGCCUCUUGAUGCAACAGGAAUAAGAUGCCUUUCACUGGGGAAGCUUCCGUGCUGGCAAAUGACAGACCAUGAUGUCAACAAACCGGCCAGAGCUCCAGAAGCUGUAAUCAACACUCAAGGAAAGAGUUCUCACUUCCUGGAGCAAUGCCGCUCCUCCUGCCAUGAGGGAGCAGAACAGCCUUCUCAGGCCUCCGAGAAUGAUGGCUGUCUUGAGAGUCUCACAAGCAAUCAUUCCAGCAUUAGUGAAAAUCAGAAAUUUCUGUCUGGGAGAGAUCAGAGUUCUUGGAGUAAAACACAUCUUAGUGAGAGGUGGAACCAUGGGAAACACCAUCUGCAGACUCUUGUGAAAACCAAGCCCCAGCUGUUGGCUCCAGGUGUUGACAUUCUGGGUUGCAUUUCCCACCAUUAUAACAAUAUACCACAUAAAGGAGACAAAAUCCACAGCAGCAAUGACUGGGAUGAAGUCAUCUUUCCUGUGACACUCCUCACUCAGGGUUGUGUUUACAGAGAACAGAAGGCCUACCAGUGCAGCGAGGGCCAAGAAGCCUUCAAUGACAGCCCUAGUCUGGAACUUCAUCAACAGAGCCUCUUAGGAAAGAAGUCUUCUGUAUGUAGUACUCACAAGGACACUAGGCAUAGCUCCAGUGUCCCCACUCAACAAAGCAUUCAUCCAGGAAAAAAACGCUACUGGUGUCAAGAGUGUGGCAAAGGUUUCAGUCACAGCUCAACUCUUCAGACUCACCAGAGAGUGCACACGGGGGAGAAACCCUACUGGUGCGACAGCUGUGGGAAGGGCUUCAGCCGCAGCUCUGAUCUCAGCAUCCAUCGCCGAGUACACACAGGAGAGAAACCUUACAAGUGUGAGGUGUGUGGGAAAGGCUUCACACAGUGGGCACACCUCCAGGCCCACGAGAGAAUUCACACAGGAGAGAAGCCAUAUAAGUGUGGAGACUGUGGCAAACGGUUCAGCUGUAGCUCAAACCUUCACACCCACCAGAGAGUCCAUACCGAGGAGAAACCGUACAAGUGUGACGAGUGUGGGAAAUGCUUCAGCUUAAGUGGCAACCUAGAUAUCCAUCAGCGGGUCCACACAGGAGAGAAGCCAUAUAAAUGUGAAGAGUGCGGGAAGGGUUUCAGUUCGGUCUCAAGCUUCCAAAGCCACCAGCGGGUCCAUACAGGGGAGAAGCCGUUUCACUGUGAUGUCUGUGGGAAGAGCUUCAGUCGGAGCUCUCACUUUCUAGAUCACCAGAGAGUUCACACUGGGGAAAAACCAUACAGAUGUGAUGUGUGUGGGAAGCGCUUCCCCUGGAGCUUGAGCCUCCACAGUCACCAGAGUGUCCACACUGGAGAAAAACCAUAUAAAUGUGAGAAGUGUGGGAAGGGCUUCAGUCAGGCCUCAAGUCUGCAGGCCCAUCACAGUGUCCACACUGGUGAGAAACCAUUCAAUUGCAGUGUGUGCCAGAAGCAGUUCAGCAAGGCCUCAAACCUCCAGGCCCACCAGAGGGUGCACACAGGGGAGAAGCCCUACAAAUGUGACAUGUGUGGGAAAGCCUUCAGUCAGAAGUCCAGUCUCCAAGUCCAUCAGAGAAUUCACACUGGGGAGAAGCCAUUCAAGUGUGAGGAGUGUGGGAAGGAAUUCAGAUGGAGUGUGGGGCUCACUGCUCACCGGAGGGUCCACACGAGAGAGAAACCCUACACGUGUCAGGAGUGUGGGAAGGGUUUCAGUCAGGCCUCGUAUUUCCAUAUGCACCAGAGGGUCCACACUGGAUAGACACCCUAAAUCUGCAGCAUCUGCUGUAAGGGCUUCAGUCAGAGAUCACAUCUUAUCUUCCACCAGAGGGUCCACACUGCAUGGAAUCUUUAGUUUCUGCUGUCAGGUGGGCUCUACGUUGCUGAUUGUUAAAAGUGCCCCCCAAAACACAGAGGCUUCAGGAGACUAUAUACGCUCUUUAUUUUGGUAUUUUUGCCCUUAAUUUAAUCUCCUACUGUACUCCUUAUGCAAAAGGAAGAUAGUGUUUUCAAAUGGAUUUUCUUAGCAUACAAAUAAAGAAUUUAAAAAAGGAAUAUAGAAAAGGAUUCUGAUUUGAUUAUGAAAAGAAAAAUUGGCAAUUGUGGGAAACAGACCCAACAGGAAUUAUAAGGCAUCGUACUAAUGCUGAGUAUAUCAUUAUUAGCAAUCAAUAAAGACUGGCAAAGAGCUUGUAGCAACUGUUUGCGCGAAAUUAACAACAAAUACCCUAAAAGCAAGUCACUUCAACUUACAAAGUAAUUGGGUUCACCCUCAUAUUGUAAAAAGAACACAGAUUCCUGAAGUCCUUACGUUUUAUAUUAAUGCAAAAUAAGUUGGGAAUGGCUGGUUAUAAUUCAGGAAAAAAAAUUGGCAAAGUCAUUCAAAGCCCGUACCUUUCAGUUCCAACAUCAGAGUUCUAUGACACUCUUAUGGUAUUAUUAGAUUUUCUUGAAUCUCUUCAUAUAGUUACUGCUCUCAAUUUGCAGAAGUGUUGUUUGGUAUAUAGAAACUGCUGAACUUACUCAUUAUGACCAAAAUUCACUUCACUGUUUCUUCAACUACAAAAAGGACAGAGAAAUUCUCCAUUGUAUGUAACACAUGUCAGAUUCCACACAGGCCCUCUAGCACAAGGUAACGAUGAAACUGUUCACCUGUUGAUGGGGAAUGUACUAGAAGCCUCAAAUUUUCAUAAGAAACACCAUGGUAAGAGUAAAGGUCUAAAGGGGCAUUUUUCUAUCGUUUGACAAGCCAAGGAAAUUAUAAGAAAAUAUCCUAUUUGUACUUUAUAUAACCAAACUCCAUUACUUGCAGGGAGUAACCCGAAAGGUACCCAAAGAAAUUAAACUUGGCAAAUGGAUGUGUUUUGUUUCCCAGAAUCUGUAAAAUUAAAGUAUGCAUACCAUACCAUAUUCAGGAUAUCAAUAGGCAACCGCUUUAAGUUCUAGAAACUUGGUUCUGUAAUUGCACAUUUAUUUGAAGUUAUGGCAAUUAUGAGAAUACCUGGGCAGAUUAAAAUGACAUGU